CUUUCAGGCUUGAUUUCCUGGAAACAGUGGGCAACUUUGCCACCCCUCCUAACCAUCUGAGCUCCACCCACUUUAUCUUUCAUUCUGGGAAACAGUUUCAUUACACAGGAUGUGUUAUCUCAGAGGAGUGUGAAAAAUAACUGAAGGAAACUACUCUCAUAAGCUUUUCCAGAAUAUGAAGACCACAUACACUGGUCAAUCUCAUAUUCAGAAACAAGAAUGUCCAGUACCGUCAUACCCACAAACUCUGGGACGCUGGUCAUCCAGUUUCAGCAACCAGAACAAACGGCACCAGCUGAAAGAGGGACAAAUGCUCCAGUGACUGUUCAUGUCCCACAGGCAGCUUCACUUCCUCAAGGAAUUGAGGCAUUUCUGAAAGGACAACCAAAAGUGCUUGGGACUGUCCAGAUAAUGAUCGGCCUGCUGAUUCUCCUGCUUGGCAUUGUGUCUACAGUCCAAUCCAUCUUUGUUAUUUGGGGUAUUCCUUACUGGGGAUCUCUCUUCUACAUUACCGCAGGAUCACUGAGCAUUGCUGCAGAAAAUGCACUCCAUGUCAAAGGCACCUCCAGUCUGUGUUUGGUGAAAGGUUCACUUGGAAUGAGCAUCAUGAGUGCUAUAAAUGCAGGCAUUUCCAUUUCUAUACUUUCAGUGGAAUUGUCUAUAGAAUCAUUGAACUCUUCUCAUUCGGAUGUCAAGUACAGGGGGAUCACUGGUGUGUUCUUGGUAUUCACUGUCCUUGAGUUGAUCAUCUCCAUCUGUCUGUCAGCAUUUGCCUGUAAAGCCAACGCCUGCUGUGCUGCUCAGGUGCUGAAUGUUCACCAUGUUGUAAUUCCCCAGUCCUAUCAGACACAUAAUCUUAACCAGUCAGAGGUUCCUCUGGUCAGCGUCUCUUCCAUACAUCACCAUCCUGCAGAAAAUCCCCCACAAUACAGUGAAACAGCUCCUAAAUAUGAACCUUAAAAAGUGGACAGAAGCUGUAAAUAUUCUGCGACGUGUCACUUUUUUUUGAUGGAUGACCUUUGACCUGACAUUUGAGCUUAUGAAUUAUGAUAUUAGCCCUCAGGAUAUUUCCCCUCCCCCAAGGUCGACCUUCAACAUGGGUUAUGAAUAUGUCCAUUGAUUACUGGCAUUUUUGAAAUACCUGUGGUGUUGACCCGGGGUCAUUUAUGGGGUGGAACGAAUGGAUAAUUUUUUAACUUUGACCAUCUUUGGAAGUCCUGAGGGUAAUUUUAAAGGUUGAGGGUCACACAUGUGUUGAACAGACAUCCGCAUUCCAGCACAUACUCUAUAAUAUAAAAAGACCGCAAUGUAUUCAGCAGAAAAGAAACGUGAAACAUGGAUAGUUUAAACUCACCUAAAACGCCUGAGACAAAAUGGAACGAAGAAGAGAUGACAGAAAGCCUGACCUUGGCUCCAAGAAAACCACACGGCUAUGUCUAUUUGACAAAGUUUCUCCACGACAGUAAGGGUUGUGUGAGAGCAGAAUUUGUAAUGAAUAGCAACCUCGUAUUUGGUUACAUAUUCAAUAAGGAGUCCUGAGUCGUUACGCUCUACACUGCCGACAGCACCAGCGAAUUUAAACCUGGAGAAGAUCCCUGUCUGAUGUUUCCUGUUAAAGACUGGACUUUAUUUUACAUUUUACGUGUCUGGAAAGAUCUGAAUGACUGUGGAGAAGAACCUUUGUACAUCGCCGAGUGGGACGGGAUAACUCUGAAUGUUCGCUAUCGCAUGGUCGGCGAUCACUCUAAUAAGAAACAGGAUGAAUGCGUCUACAUAUUCUGUUGCAAAGACAAGACAAAGCUCAGUGACCAUAGUGGGGUCAUCCUACAUGAUGAACAUCAUGAUAUGUACGAGAUGCGAUUUUUGUUCAAGUGGUGUGAUCUGACUAUGCUGAGUUCCCAUUUCUCGAUCAUAAACAAAAUGUUCAAGUGGUGUGACAUGUGGGAUGGAUACAAUAAAGUUAGAGUACAGCUAUUCAACACAAAGAGAUGCGCACGCACCAGCACAUAUGCUCUGCCAUCCCCGCCCAUUCACUACAACCAUUUAUAAGCAUCAGCAAGUCACACCCAUAUCCUCAGAACACCUUUAUAAGCCAUGGCUCAACACGAUACUUCAGAGCGCUCUCACAUCUGCAGCUGCGGAGUCUCUUUCGACAACGGAUUUGACCCUCCCGAUGACAAUGCUACUGAUCAUAUUCUGACAGACAAACCCUGCGUAUCUGUUGGCAAUAAACAAUGGCUAGAUAAAUUCUGCACUGAGCUUGGACAACGCAACCUGAGUUUCCUGACUGAUCACGGCGAAAGUACAUCUACAAUGACUGAUAAGGGUUUUGAUGCUCCUGACAGUUGUUUCACUGAUGUUGGAUUCAAAAUCGUAAAAGCUAUGAUCGUAGUGCUACUGCAACACCUCAUCGGCAAUAAGCAGAAGGAGGACUGCAAAGGAUGUGCUAUAAAUCAU
Messenger RNA from Megalobrama amblycephala (Wuchang bream), 2457 nucleotides. Its product is annotated as membrane-spanning 4-domains subfamily A member 15-like. NCBI's taxonomy places the organism in Eukaryota, Metazoa, Chordata, Actinopteri, Cypriniformes, Xenocyprididae. The coding region runs from base 220 to 960 and encodes 246 amino acids. The record is from RefSeq and is a predicted model, not a curated record. The transcript is spliced from 8 exons. Gene Ontology annotation, cellular component: membrane.